Molecule: messenger RNA, 2548 nt
Organism: Populus trichocarpa (black cottonwood)
Lineage: Eukaryota; Viridiplantae; Streptophyta; Magnoliopsida; Malpighiales; Salicaceae
Product: pentatricopeptide repeat-containing protein At1g66345, mitochondrial
Exons: 2
Coding region: 737-2407 (556 amino acids)
Molecular function (GO): protein binding
Source: RefSeq, a predicted model, not a curated record
AGUUAAUUCAAUAAAAAUAUAAUCAGGUCUACAAGGAACAUAAAAUAUUUUUAAGAAAUUUAUUUUCUUAAAAAUAAUUGACCUACGAAACAAUAAAAUCAAGCAAUAUCAAUGAAUGGGCACCUUCCCUUCAUUGAAUCCCUCCCUUUGUAUUGCUCCCUCUUCCCUCUUCCCUCUCCAAAGCCUAUAAACUUUUAAAGCAAAACAAAAACCAUCGAGGAGCGGGCAGAAAUUUCACAAGGAUUCGUGAGGGCUUUCUGUCUUUCUCAAGCACUGACCAAGUAGAACGAAUCACUCUGCUUACUUAUCAGGUUCCUCUCUCUCUAUACUUUUGAAGUUUCGAGAUUUUUAUUGCCUUUCUCAAUAAUUCUUUGAAGCAAGGACAUGGGUUUUGAUGCUUGUAUGGAGAUAUAUAGAAAUGAGAAAGAAAAAUUCAAACUUUUGAGGAACAAUAGUGCUUAGUGACCCACGCCCACAUGCCCAUGGUUCGCAAAUUGGUAGCAGCUGAAUGUUUGAAAAUUCUGUGAAGGUGAAUAAAUGUAUGAAUGUGUCUAAUUCUGAGAUUUUGGCAGGCAACGGAAAUGUGAAAGUUUAAGGACAAAAUCUUUUGGCUUGAACUUUGAUCAAGCUUUUUCUUUUUUAUUCAAUCUGAUACUUGAAGAUGUUACAGUUACAUGUUAGUUGCCGAUGCAGAAUGUUUUGCAAUUGCUUUUAAAGGUUAAACUUUGGCAAGAGCAUGGCUUUGCUGCGUCGAACUUUUCCAUCUUUGAUUUCAACACCACUCAAGUAUUCCAUUCAUCCACGUGUCUGCAGUUCUUGGUUUGAGGUGGCUAGAUUUCUUCAUGAUGGCACAAAAACAGAAAGUGAUACAGUUGUAAGCUCCAUAUGUGAUUCAUUAAGGAGAGGAUAUAACUGGGAUACCCUGAAUAGAAAAUUUGAGUCUCUUCAGCUCAACAAUUUGCUUGUCAAAAAUGUACUGCUGGAAUUGAAGGAACCAACCGAUGCAAAACGGGCUCUAGGCUUCUUUCAUUGGUCAGCAAGAAGGAAUUUUGUACAUGGGGUUCAAUCAUAUUGUCUGAUGAUUCACAUAUUAAUUCAAGCUCGGCUGAUUAUGGAUGCUCAGGCAUUGCUUGAAUCACUUCUGAAGAAAAGUGUAGGGGAUCCUACAAAAUUUUUGGUUGUGGAUUCCCUCCUUAGUAGUUAUAAGAUUAUUAUAUCAAGUCCCUUAGUUUUUGAUUUGCUGGUUCAGGCUUAUGCGAAGCAGAGAAUGUUUGAGAUUGGUUUUGAUGUAUGCUGCCGCUUAGAAGAACAUAGGUUCACCUUAAGCCUUAUAAGUUUCAACACCUUGAUUCAUGUUGUUCAAAAAUCUGAUAAAAGUCCCCUGGCGUGGAAGAUUUAUGAGCAUAUGCUUCACCGAAGAACUUACCCAAAUGAAGCAACAAUCGAAAGCAUGAUCAGUGCUUUGUGUAAGGAAGGGAAGUUGCAAACAAUUGUGAACAUGUUGGAUAAGAUCCAUGGAAAGAGAUGCUCUCCUGUAGUUAUUGUUAAUACUUGUUUGGUAUUUAGGAUUUUAGAGGAGGGAAGAGUUGAACCGGGCUUGGCUUUAUUGAAAAUGAUGCUUCGGAAGAACAUGAUUCUGGAUACUGUUGCUUACUCUUUGAUUGUUUAUGCUAAAGUCAAACUUGGAAAUUUGAACUCAGCAAUGCAGGUCUAUGAAGAAAUGCUUAAGCGAGGUUUCAAUGCAAAUUCUUUUGUGUACACUUCAUUUAUAGGAGCUUAUUGUAAGGAGGAAAGAAUUGAAGAAGCAAAUCAGUUGUUGCAAGAAAUGGAAAACAUGGGUUUGAAACCAUAUGGAGACACUUUUAACUUUCUCCUUGAAGGUUGUGCUAAAGCAGGAAGAGUAGAAGAAACUUUGAGUUACUGCAAGAAAAUGAUGGAGAUGGGACAUGUUCCCAGCCUUUCAGCUUUCAAUGAGAUGGUAGGAAAGCUGUGUAGAAUAGAGGAUGUGACACGAGCAAAUGAGAUGUUGACGAAUUUGUUAGAUGAAGGGUUCUUAGCAGACGAGAUCACAUACUCUAAUCUAAUUUCUGGUUAUGCAAAAAACAAUCAGAUUCAGGAAAUGCUCAAACUUUACUAUGAAAUGGAAUAUCGCUCACUCUCUCCUGGAUUAAUGGGUUUCACUUCCUUGAUCAAGGGCCUCUGCAAUUGCGGAAAACUAGAGGAAGCAGAAAAAUAUUUAAGAAUUAUGAUAGGUCGAUCUCUAAAUCCUCGUGAGGAUGUUUAUGAAGCAUUGAUUAAAGUGUAUUUUGAAAAGGGUGACAAAAGAAGGGCUCUUAACCUCUACAACGAAAUGGUUUCUAAAGGAUUGAAGCUUUGUUGCUCGCAUUAUUUAGGUGCCAGUACAUAGAAUAUGGAAGGCUUCUUGCUGGAUUAGAGAAAUCUAGUGUGAGCUUUCAAGUCCCAGCAUCAAACUGCCUUGGCAGGUUUUUGCUUGAAUCUUGUGUAAAGAAUCCUCAAAAACUUGAAAUAAUUUUUAGAUUUUGUUUGA